Messenger RNA from Metopolophium dirhodum (rose-grain aphid), 495 nucleotides. RefSeq lists its product as uncharacterized. The record is from RefSeq and is a predicted model, not a curated record. Lineage: Eukaryota; Metazoa; Arthropoda; Insecta; Hemiptera; Aphididae. The transcript is spliced from 3 exons. The coding region runs from base 1 to 495 and encodes 164 amino acids.
AUGGACGGAAGGAAAACCGCAAACCACAAUAUGAAUAGCAAAUGUAAAAAUAUUGUUACAGCUCCAGGGGGGUCGGACCACCAGGAGUCGUUGGUAGCAGGUGGAUCUGGUGUAAAUAUCAGGUUCAACAGAGCGGGCUUGCUACUUUCGUUACCAGUCAACCGCGACAAAUCGGAUAAAGGGGUGUCCAGCAUGGCCCCGGAUUCUGACAAACAUGCUACUGCUGAGACAGACGUGCCUCCGGGUACGCAACCAAGGGAUAUGUUAUAUUUUAUACAGCAUAGAGCCCAUGAUACCGGUGAGAACGUAGCUGUGGCUACCAAUCUGACCUUAACUGACCACAAGCGAAAGCGAUCAUCUUAUGAAGAUGAUGACCAUAAUAGAAAAUUGUCUCGAACCUCAAGAGCAGCACUUGAUAUCCACCAUGUCAUUGAGCCGGUGAAAAAAGAAAGAGUCUACCACCUGAGGAUAUCGACAAAAAGUUUAAAAAAGUAA